Messenger RNA from Impatiens glandulifera, 4824 nucleotides. Its product is annotated as clustered mitochondria protein. Gene Ontology annotation, biological process: organelle organization. The record is from RefSeq and is a predicted model, not a curated record. Lineage: Eukaryota; Viridiplantae; Streptophyta; Magnoliopsida; Ericales; Balsaminaceae. Gene Ontology annotation, molecular function: protein binding. Bases 228 to 4508 code for a protein of 1426 amino acids. Gene Ontology annotation, cellular component: cytoplasm. The transcript is spliced from 29 exons.
UCUUUCACACAUUUACAGUCACACGUGCAUCCGCAGGCAGCAAGCUAAUCAAAUAAAAAGGGAGAGCCGCCGUCUUACAGCCACUUCUCUGCUCUUCUCAAAAACCUCACCACCGUUACUUACAACUUCAUCUUCGUCUACCCAUAUGCGUUUCAUCUAUAGGCGUCAAUAUCAAUCAUAAAGUUGACUUACCGAUUGAAGUUCUUUGUUUGUUGUUGUGAGUAAUUAUGGCUGGAAAAUCAAAUAAGGGGAAGAACAAGAAAGUGUCUCAAAAUGUUACUAGUCAGUCUGAACCGUUAAUACCAACUGAUGCUCCUGUAAACGAUGAAUUGAGUUUGUCAGAGGUGCCAAAAAGUGAGGCCAAUGGUAAUGUAACUGAGUCUGAACCAGUUGACUUGAAAGCAGAUGUAACUAAGUCAGAUAAUGCUAAUCCAGAAGUUCAGGCAAAACAAGUUCUUGUAGGUGAUGUUCAUCUCUUUCCAGUUUCUGUGAAGUCACAGGGUGGGGAGAAACUCGAGCUACAACUGAGUCCUGGCGAUUCAGUCAUGGAUGUACGCCAAUUCCUUCUCGAUGCCCCUGAGACCUGCUAUUUCACUUGUUAUGAUCUAUUGCUGAACACAAAAGAUGCUUCAGUUCAUCAGCUCGAGGAUUAUAAUGAAAUAUCUGAAGUUGCCGACAUAACUACUGGUGACUGCUCUCUAGAGAUGGUUGCAGCAUUGUAUGAUGAUAGAUCUAUCAGGGCCCAUGUUAACCGCACAAGAGAUUUACUUUCUCUAUCCACAUUACAUUCCUCAUUGUCAACAUCACUUGCUUUACAACAUGAAACUGGGAAAAACACAGCUUCAAAUUCAGAUCCUUCAAAAAUUGAGGUCCCUGAACUUGACAACAUGGGAUUCAUGGAUGAUGUUGCUGGUUCCUUGACAAGCUUGCUGUCAUCACCCUCAAAAGAAAUUAAAUCUAUUGAGACUAUAGUUUUUUCAUCUUUAAAUCCCCCUCCAUCGUACAGAAGGCUCGUUGGAGAUUUGAUAUAUUUGGAUGUUGUAACUUUGGAAGGAAACACAUAUUGUAUAACUGGAACUACAAAGAUGUUUUAUGUCAACUCAAGCACAGGGAACAUACUUGACCCGAAGCCAUCUAAAUCUGCUUCUGAAUCUGCUACUCUUGUUGGACUCUUGCAAAAGAUUAGCUCUAAGUUUAAGAAAGCCUUUCGCGAAAUUCUUGAAAGGAAAGCCUCAGCACAUCCCUUUGAGAAUGUUCAAUCCUUAUUACCACCAAAUACAUGGCUAGGGAUGUAUCCUCUUCCAGAACACAAACGUGAUGCAUCCAGAUCUGAGAAUGCAAUAACACUUUCAUUUGGAAAUGAGCUAAUUGGCAUGCAAAGAGACUGGAAUGAAGAAUUGCAAUCAUGUAGGGAAUUCCCCAACUCAACUCCACAAGAAAGGAUUUUACGGGAUAGAGCUCUUUACAAAGUUAGUUCAGACUUUGUUGAUGCAGCAAUUAGUGGCGCAACUGGAGUCAUAAGCAGAUGCAUACCACCUAUUAACCCAACUGAUCCAGAGUGCUUUCACAUGUAUGUCCACAACAACAUUUUCUUCAGUUUCGCGGUGGACGCUGACCUGGAACAAUCAUUAAAAAAGCGAGGUGAUUCUAAUUUGAAUACUGCAACUACCAAUAAUGCAUCUGAGUCCUCCAGCAAACCGUCUAGUGCAUCAGCUACAGUCUCAAAUGGAGACAAGCCUGAUGUCUCCAAUGCAGUGGAUCUCAGCAAUGCUACAGACAUUGCUUCAAAUGGUGUUGCUGAAACACAGCUAGCUGAAAGUGAGCAAGCCACGUAUACAUCUGCAAAUAACGAUCUAAAAGGCACCAGGGCUUACCAAGAGGCUGAUGUUCCAGGGCUCUAUAAUCUUGCCAUGGCAAUUAUUGAUUUUAGAGGUCAUCGUGUAGUAGCACAGAGUGUUCUGCCAGGCAUUCUUCAAGGCGAUAAAUCAGACUCUCUUUUGUAUGGGUCUGUUGAUAAUGGGAAAAAGAUAUGUUGGAAUGAAGACUUCCAUUUGAAGGUAGUCGAGGCUGCUAAACGCCUGCAUCUGAAGGAACAUACAGUUUGCGACGGGUCUGGAAACGAUUUCAAAUUAGCUGCUCCAGUGGAGUGCAAGGGUAUUGUUGGUAGUGAUGGCAGGCACUAUCUCUUGGACUUGAUGAGAGUAACACCUCGUGACGCAAACUAUACUGGACAAGGAUCCAGAUUUUGUAUUCUGCGACCAGAACUGAUUUCUGCUUAUUGCCAGGCUGAAACAGCGGAAAGAUCAAUAAGUCAAAAACAAGUGAAGGAGGAGCCUUCAGAGGCUUCUGCUUCGACGGAACUCGAACAUAUUCCUGAAAAGCAAGUGGAAUUAGAAGCAGAUAAAGUAACUUUGACCUCUCAACUGCAGGAUAAGUCGCAUGAAGCGAAACACGAGGCAGUGCAAGCGUGUGAUUCAGCUAUAGAAGCCAAUCAAGAAAUAUCAAAGGAUCUAUAUUUCAACCCUAAUGUGUUUACUGACUUCAAGUUAUCUGGAAACGAAGAGGAAAUCGCUGCAGAUGAAGAAAAUGUUAGAAAAGCAAGUUCUUAUCUUAGAGAUGUUGUACUUCCGAAAUUUAUUCAAGACCUCUGUACACUUGAAGUCUCACCCAUGGAUGGCCAAACAUUAACUGAUGCAUUCCAUGCUCACGGAAUUAAUAUUCGGUAUAUUGGAAAGGUCACUGAAGGAACCAAACACUUACCUCACUUGCUAGAUCUUUGUUCAAAUGAGAUUGUGGUCAGAUCCUCCAAGCACAUUGUGAAGGAUCUCUUGAGGGAGACAGAAGACCACGAUGUUGCACCUGCAGUUUCACAUUUCUUCAACUGUUUAUUUGGAAAUUGUCAAGCUCUUGCCUUGAAAGGUGCCUCUGGCUCACCACACUCCAGAUCCCAGAAGAAGGAGAAUACAAGCCAUCAAGCAUCUGGAAAAUCAAACAAGGGUCGGACAAGAUGGAGAAGUACCGGAUCUAUUAAAAAGAAACAAUCUUCAUAUUUGAGUAUGACUUCUGAUAGUUUGUGGCUGGACAUUGUAGAAUUUGCAAAACUGAAGUAUCAGUUUGAGUUGCCUGUGGAUGCAAGAUCUCGAGCAAAGAAAAUUUCUGUCAUACGCAACUUCUGUCAGAAGGUAGGAAUAACUGUAGCAGCUCACAAAUAUGAUCUUAAUACCGCCACACCAUUCCAAACAUCAGAUAUUUUGAAUCUACAACCCGUGAUUAAACAUUCUAUUCCAGUGUGCUCAGAAGCAAAGGAGCUUGUUGAAACAGGCAAACUGCAGUUAGCUGAGGGAAUGCUUAGUGAAGCCUACGCAUUAUUUUCAGAAGCAUUCACAAUACUUCAGCAGGUGACUGGACCAAUGCAUCGCGAGGUUGCAAACUGUUGUCGUUACCUUGCCAUGGUUCUGUAUCAUGCUGGGGACAUGGCUGGAGCAAUAAUGCAACAGCACAAGGAACUUAUUAUAAAUGAACGCUGCCUCGGUCUGGACCACCCUGAUACUGCUCAUAGCUACGGAAACAUGGCUCUUUUCUACCACGGGCUUAACCAAACUGAACUCGCACUUCGACACAUGCACCGUGCUCUACUCCUCUUAAGCUUAUCGUCAGGUGCAGAUCAUCCUGACGUGGCUGCGACUUUCAUCAACGUUGCAAUGAUGUAUCAAGAUAUCGGGAAGAUGAACACAGCUCUUAGGUAUUUGCAAGAAGCCCUGAAGAAAAACGAGAGGCUUUUAGGAGAAGACCAUAUCCAGACAGCUGUUUGUUAUCAUGCUCUUGCAAUUGCAUUCAACUGCAUGGGGGCUUUCAAGCUUUCUCACCAGCAUGAGAAGAAGACUUAUGAUAUAUUACUCAAACAACUUGGGGAAGAUGACUCUAGGACACGUGAUUCUCAGAACUGGAUGAAAACAUUCAAGAUGCGUGAGUUACAGUUGAAUGCUCAAAAGCAAAAAGGUCAGGCUUUGGAUGCUGCUUCUGCUAAAAAAGCAAUUGACAUCUUAAAGGCUCAUCCUGACCUAAUACAAGCAUUUCAAGCCGCAGCUGCGGCUGGAGGUUCUGGAAGCUCAGGUGGUCCACCAAACAAAUCCAUUAACGCAGCAAUGGCUGGUGAAGUAAAUACCCUUCCACGAGGAGGAAGAGGUGUUGACGAAAGGGCAGUCCGAGCUGCAGCCGAGGUGAGGAAAAAGGCUGCUGCCCGAGGUCUCUUUGUUCGCCCUCUCGGAGUUCCUGUUCAAGCUUUACCUCCUCUUACACAGCUUCUCAAUAUAAUCAACUCCGGGGUAACACCAGAUGCUGCUGCUGUCAAUAAUUCCGAAACUGAAAUCAUUAAUGAUUCCAAUGGACACGACAUUUCAUCGGAGGAGAAGAAAGAUGAAUCGCAGGUGGCUCCUGUUGGAUUGGGAGCCGGAUUGGCUUCUUUGGAUGGGAAGAAGACCAAAGCAAAAGCGAAAACUGCAGGCUAAGUUUUUUUUUUUAAUUGUUGGAUGAAUAUAUUUCCCAGGCUUACUUUUUAUGAGUUUGCCUGCGAGUUCCCGAUUCUUUCGAAGCUCGAAAUGUGGUAUUUGAAAAUUUGUGGGUUUCUCUGCGAUAACCUAGAUUUGCAGACAUUGUAAGAAAUAAGGUGGGAAUUGUCAAUUUUGGGUGGGUUUGUUGUGAUUUUUGCUUGAAUUGUUUUUCUAAUGAGUCAUUAGGUUGACUGAAAUACAUGUUAGAUGUUUUUCUAUGUUUAACAUGUUCUCUGUUAUAUUGGAGGAAUUCAACUCAUUUUCUUUUGUUCAA